AUGCACAUCACCCAGCUCAAUCGGGAGUGCCUGCUGCACCUCUUCUCGUUCCUGGACAAGGACAGCAGGAAGAACCUUGCCAGGACCUGCCCCCAGCUCCAGGACGUGUUUGAGGACCCUGCACUCUGGCCCCUGCUGCACUUUCGUUCCCUCACAGAACUCAAGGAGGACAACUUCCUCCUGAGCCCGGCGCUCAGGAGCCUCUCCAUCUGCUGGCACUCCAGCCGCGUGCAGGUGUGCAGCAUCGAGGACUGGCUCAAGAGCGCCCUCCAGAGGAACAUCUGCAGCCGGCACGAGAGCCUGGUCAACGACUUCCUCCUCCGGGUGUGCGACAGGUGCCCCAACCUGGCAACCGUCACGCUGUCUGGCUGCGGCCACGUCACCGACGACUGCCUGGCGCGUCUGCUGGUUUCCUGCCCGCGCCUGCGCGCGCUGCACCUGGAGAACUGCGCGCGCGUCACCAACCGCACGCUGACGGCCGUGGCGGCGCACGGGCGCGCGCUGCAGACGCUGCACGUGGACUUCUGCCGCAACGUGAGCGCGGCCGGCCUGAGGCGCCUGCGCGCCGCGUGCCCGCGCUUGACGGUGCGCGCCGAGCAUAGCGCGGCCAUGAUCCCGGACCAGCUCCCGCGCGGCCCGCACGCGCCCGGCGCCGCCCUCCGCAAGUUGCUUCUGCGCUAG
Molecule: messenger RNA, 681 nt
Organism: Rangifer tarandus platyrhynchus (Svalbard reindeer)
Lineage: Eukaryota; Metazoa; Chordata; Mammalia; Artiodactyla; Cervidae
Source: the annotation of a GenBank genome assembly